Molecule: messenger RNA, 693 nt
Organism: Sphenostylis stenocarpa
Lineage: Eukaryota; Viridiplantae; Streptophyta; Magnoliopsida; Fabales; Fabaceae
Source: the annotation of a GenBank genome assembly
AUGAAGUUCCAUAAGGAGUACCUUGAUUUGAUUUUGGUCCCUUCAGGAUUGCUAAUCAUGUUUGCUUAUCACCUCUUCCUGCUUUACAAAUAUAUCAAUCGGCCUCACACCACAGUGAUGGGAUUUGAGAAUAAUGACAAAAGAAUUUGGGUUGAAAGAAUUAUGCAGGCUGACAAAAGGGAUGUUAGCACAGCUCUGUCUGUGCUUCAAUCCAACACUACAGCUGCUACAUUCUUGGCCUCUGUCUCUCUGACUCUCAGUUCCCUUAUUGGAGCUUGGAUUGCCAACAGUUCCAACAUUUUCUUCCAAAGCCAAUUGAUCUAUGGUGACACUAGACCAGCAGCCAUUAGUAUCAAGUACAUUUGCCUGUUAACAUGCUUCCUUCUAGCUUUCGCAUGCUUUGUGCAAUCAGCUAGACACCUUGUUCAUGCAAACUAUUUGAUAAGCACUCCAGAUAGUUUUGUCCCUGUGAGUAGUGUGGAAAUAGCAGUCAUUAGGGGUGGUGAUUUCUGGUCACUUGGUCUAAGAGCCCUCUAUUUUGCUCUUGAUUUGUUGCUUUGGUUCUUUGGGCCAAUACCUAUGUUUAUUUGCUCGCUGGCUAUGGUGCUUGUCCUCCAAUAUCUUGACUCUAAUUCAAGGCCAUUGCAUCCUAAUGUCUCUCAUGGAAGUAAGAGAGGCUUUAACAUGUCAUGA